AUGACGCCAAUUGAUCUUGUUAAGUGUCGUAUGCAGGUGGGAGAAUAUGAGUAUAUGUCGGAAGGUUUUCGUCUCAUUUAUCAAGACGCUUCUGGUUCUAUUCUUGGCAGUAUACCGUUAUUCUAUCGUGGUUGGGUACCAACGUUUAUUGGUUAUUCACUUCAAGGUGGGUUUAAGUUUUUUUUUUAUGAACUUUUUAAGUAUUUAAUGCUUGAACAUCAUGAUACAGUAGCUGCUGGGUCUUCUUCUGGUGAUAACUGGGGUUACCUUUUCAAGUUGAUGACUUAUUUGUGCGCAAGUUUUUUUGCUGAAAUGCUUGCAGAUAUUGCUCUUGCACCAUGGGAGGCUGUAAAGAUAAAGAUACAGACUACGAGUGUGCACCGAACACAGGUUUCGGUGAUUGUAUCUAUGGUAUGGGCAGCGGAGGGAUGUCGUGGUUUCUACAAGGGUCUAACAGCAUUAUGGUGUAGACAGGUACCAUACACAAUGGUUAAAUUCAUUAGUUUUGAAAGCAUCUCACAACAGUUAUAUGUAUUGUUUGUGAGUACUCCACGGAGUGCAACACCGAAAAGUGUACAACUUCUUAUUUCUUUGCUCGCUGGUGUCUUGGCUGGAGUGCUUUGUGCUAUUGUUUCACAUCCUGCUGAUACCAUUGUAUCAAAACUAAAUCAGCGUGGCGAUACGACCGGUAGUGCGUCUAAGAACACUUUUUUUUAUAUUAUGCGUGAUAUUGGGUGGUAUGGGCUGUGGAAGGGUAUUGGCCCUCGUAUUUUGAUGGUGGGAGCUCUCACAGCGAUGCAAUGGAUGCUCUAUGAUACUUUUAAAGUACUUGUAGGGCUUCCAACCACAGGAGGUACAACUGUGACUACAAAUAGGACAAUGCAGUCUACUCUGCAAAAAUGA
This is a messenger RNA of Trypanosoma theileri, 903 nucleotides long. Its product is annotated as putative mitochondrial carrier protein. The record is from RefSeq and is a predicted model, not a curated record. NCBI's taxonomy places the organism in Eukaryota, Euglenozoa, Kinetoplastea, Trypanosomatida, Trypanosomatidae. Gene Ontology annotation, molecular function: phosphate transmembrane transporter activity. Gene Ontology annotation, cellular component: mitochondrial inner membrane. Gene Ontology annotation, biological process: mitochondrial phosphate ion transmembrane transport. Bases 1 to 903 code for a protein of 300 amino acids. The transcript has a single exon.